UAUGAAUAUUGCAAUUUUCGAUUUAUGGUACGCGUCUGUUUCGGAUAGUCGAAUUAUAUUACGGUAUGGCUGAUGUGGGCCUAAGUUUAGACGAUAUAAUUAAGAAGUCAAAGUCGUCAGGAAUGAGAAGCAAAAGCGGAGGUAUUCGAAGGAGGAUUAAUAGGGGUGCACGUGCCAAUGGUUCUGUAAGGGGACAGGGCUCACAAGUUAUUACAGAUGCACGGUUUAAAAUUAUACAAAAGAAUCGAGAAAAGCUAACAGAUGCAAGAGACAAACUCGCAGAAAUUGCAAAACAAAGUGAUGCUAGAUUAAAGUUAGACAAAAUUCGUGCAUCGCAAUUGAAAAAAGUAGAAACACAAUUGCCUGGAAUUUCUCGAAAGACAGGUCGCAAUGGAAGGUUAUCAUUGUCAACUAAUAAGAUGCCUCCAAUUAUGCCACAUCCAUUGCCACCAAAUAUUCCAAACAAUUAUAUGCCACCACCAACAAGAGCAGUUGGUUAUAGGCCACCACCACUUGCAGAACCUCAUUACAUUGGAGAUAUGAGCAUGGAUUAUAAUGAUGAUUAUUUAAUGGAAGCAGCACCUUUACGAAGAACUGUGAAUAAUGAAUAUGCUCCAACACCACCUCCUCCACCUCCUGUGUUCAGUAUUAAGCCUGCAUCUCCAUAUACAUGGGUAAAACCAGCAAGUAAUAAUGUUUCAAGAAUUGUACCUUCCAGGAAGCCUGAUGUUGAUAGAGAACGAGAAAGAGUGAGAGAUUAUAAAGUUAUUGCACGCUCUUCAAUGACAAAAGCUGUUUCUCCUCCAUACAAAGAUGAUUGGAGUUUUGGCACAAAAUCACGUACUAUAUUAGCGGAAGAGCCAAUGGAGUCAAAGUAUUAUGAUUCAAGAAGUCACAGGGAUAUAGGAGUAAAAUCAAGACUAGAUUCAGUUCCAAGCAAAUCACGCACUAUGGGUGUUUUAUCUCGUCCCAAAACUACUUCUAGUUCAUCAUCACAGUCUACCGGUUAUAGAAUUGUGGUAUCAAAUUUACAAGCAAAUGUCACUCAAGAAGAUAUUAAGGAAUUAUUCGAAGAUGUAGGAGAAUUAUUAGUAUCCAGAUUAGUGCGACCAGGCACUGCAGAGGUUAUUUAUAAAACAUUAAAGGAUGCUACUAAAGCUGUUGAAACUUAUCAUAAUAGACAGUUAGAUGGGCAUCCUAUGAAAUGUCUCUUAGUGAAUCCACGACCAAAAAAUAAUCCUACAGGACCUGCUGUUAGAUCUAUUACAGAAUCUAGAAGGAGUGUUAGUUCAAGUUAUGUGCAACCAAGUUUAGGAGCAGUGCACCGUGCAUUGUUCGAUGAUUCUUAAUCAAAUCUAUCAAGUUUGACAAAAAAUGCCAUAUAUAAUGGCAAUGAAUUUUAUUUCAAAUAUUUCUAAAAGGAAAUAAACAUGGGAAAUAGGGAGCUGGAAACAAUUGUAUGAGAAAAUCUUAAUAUGUAGAAAAUGAAAAGUCCUCAAUUGAAUAUUAGAUAAUGAAAUAUCACUUAUUUUAAUUUUAAUUUGUAUAAAAUAUAGUACGCUUCGGCAGUUAAAGCCGAACAAGCACGAUAAUGAAUGACUUUAAAUUGUAAACUACAAAUGCAAGAUGCUUCUUGUACCUUUAAUAUACAUCAAUAAAACAAGCAUUUAGGAAUUUGUAA
This is a messenger RNA of Megalopta genalis, 1681 nucleotides long. RefSeq lists its product as uncharacterized. The record is from RefSeq and is a predicted model, not a curated record. Gene Ontology annotation, molecular function: mRNA binding. Gene Ontology annotation, biological process: mRNA export from nucleus. Lineage: Eukaryota; Metazoa; Arthropoda; Insecta; Hymenoptera; Halictidae. Gene Ontology annotation, cellular component: nucleus.